AUGACCAAUGAUGAAGAUGUGGAUUAUGCUAGUGAGGAACUUGACAGUGAAGAUGUUGAUGAUAGUGACAUGGGUGAGAAACCUUCCAAGCCAAAGUAUGACAACUUCAGAUCAGAGCUGCUCAACAAAGACUUUCAAUUCAAAUUAGGUAUGGAGUUCAAAUCUCUCUCUAAAUUUAAAGAUGCUAUUAGGGAGUGGUCUGUUUUAAAUGGUAGAGAGAUAAGUUUUGUUAAGAAUGAGAGUUAUAGGGUUAGGGUUGAGUGCAAGGGUAAAUGUGGCAUUUUGGCAUUAUGUAGUAAAGUGGGAGACAGUCACACUUACCAGAUAAAGACUUGGGUGGGGACCCACACAUGUGCAAGGGUAUUAAAUAACAAGUCUGCCAAUUCCAAGUGGGUCUCUAAGUUAGUGGUUAAAAAGAGGAAGUCACAAGGGAAAGUCAAGUUGUCUGAAAUUAUGGCUGAGCUUAGACAGAAAUAUUCAGUAGGCAUCACCAAAGGAAAAGCUUGGAGAGAAAAAGCAAUGGAUGAGGAAAUAAUUGAAGGUGAUGCAAAGGAACAGUAUAAUAUGUUAUGGAGUUAUGCAGCUGAGUUGAGAAAACAUUGUGCUGGUAAUACUGUUAAGAUAAACACUGAGAGACCAUAUCCAACACUACCACCAAGAUUUGGGAGAUUUUAUUUCUGUUUGGAUGGCUGCAAGAAAGGGUUUACCAAUGGUUGUAGACCAUUUAUAGGUGUAGAUGGGUAUCAUCUUAAGAAACAAUAUGGAGGUCAGCUGUUAAUUGCUGUAGCAAGGGACCCAAAUGACCAAUAUUAUCCUUUGGCAUUUGGUGUGGUGGAGACUGAGACAAAGGAAAGAUGGAGAUGGUUUAUGCAAUUGCUAAUGGAAGACAUUGGAUCUGAGAGAAAGUAUGUUUUUAUAUCAGAUCAACAAAAGGGGAUUGUUAGUGUCUUUGAGGAGAUGUUUGAACAAAUAGAACAUAGGCUUGAUAAGCGGAAGCACAAUGUCAUGCCUAAUCCUAGGAAAAGGCUUGAUAAGGAAACUCAUUUAAGUGGAGAAUGGCUGCCUACAUGGAGUAGUGGUGAUUUGUGGCAAGUUCAUCACCCAUAUAAUGGGUUGCAGUUUGUUGUUGACAUUCGGAAGAAAACUUGCACUUGUUGCUGUUGGGAUCUUGUAGGCAUACCUUGUAGACAUGCUGUUUAUGCAUUGCAAUAUCAGAAUUUAGAUCCUGAGAAGUAUGUUGACCCUUGUUACAUGAGAGAUGCUUACAAGGCAUGUUAUGAAAACAAUGUUGGCCCAAUAAAUGGCAUGGACAUGUGGCCCACUAUGGAUGUUGAAAACUUUUUGCCACCACAAUACAAGAAGGGACCUGGAAGGCCUAAGAAACAGAGGUUUAGAGAGUUGGAUGAGAGUGGAUCAAGGAUGAGGAGGGUAGGUGUAUCAUAUAGAUGCACAAAGUGUGACAAAUUGGGCCACAAUUCUAGGAAGUGUCAAGCUACUGAGCAACAUCCUAAUGCACUAAAGAGAAAGGAUUGUUGUAUUGAUGUUGUUGCAGGGAGUAUUGAGGAAGAUGCUGAGAUGAACUGA
This is a messenger RNA of Vicia villosa (hairy vetch), 1584 nucleotides long. RefSeq lists its product as uncharacterized. Gene Ontology annotation, molecular function: nucleic acid binding; zinc ion binding. The coding region runs from base 1 to 1584 and encodes 527 amino acids. The record is from RefSeq and is a predicted model, not a curated record. Lineage: Eukaryota; Viridiplantae; Streptophyta; Magnoliopsida; Fabales; Fabaceae. The transcript is spliced from 4 exons.